Ogataea philodendri is the source of this 408-nucleotide messenger RNA. RefSeq lists its product as uncharacterized. Gene Ontology annotation, biological process: protein sumoylation. Bases 1 to 408 code for a protein of 135 amino acids. The record is from RefSeq and is a predicted model, not a curated record. NCBI's taxonomy places the organism in Eukaryota, Fungi, Ascomycota, Pichiomycetes, Pichiales, Pichiaceae. Gene Ontology annotation, molecular function: SUMO conjugating enzyme activity. The transcript is spliced from 2 exons. Gene Ontology annotation, cellular component: nucleus.
AUGCUUCCAGUCAAGGCUUCAGACGGGUCUUUGGAUCUGCUCAACUGGAUCGCAGGUAUCCCUGGGAAGUCCAACACCCUAUGGGACCACGCCACGUACCCGCUCACGAUUGCGUUCCCUGAGGAAUACCCUGCCAAGCCACCAAAGGUCAAGUUCCCGGCCGGGUUCUACCACCCAAACGUGUAUCCUUCAGGAACGGUGUGUUUGUCGAUAUUGAACGAGGAACAGGACUGGCGGCCGGCCAUCUCCCUCAAACAAAUCCUUCUCGGUGUGCAGGAACUGCUCAAUACCCCAAACCCAGACUCCCCGGCCCAGGAACCCGCGUGGCGUUUGUUCACAAAGGACCGCUUAGCAUACGAGAAAAAAGUUAGAGAACAGACCAAACGGUACGCCAACCCGGACAAAUAG